Symbiodinium sp. CCMP2592 is the source of this 1038-nucleotide messenger RNA. Lineage: Eukaryota; Dinophyceae; Suessiales; Symbiodiniaceae. The record is from the annotation of a GenBank genome assembly.
AUGGACCCUUUGAGUGGACUCAUGGUGGUAUGCACCGAUGGAUGCGACCAGAGCAAGUUCAUGAUGCCCCGUGACCCAGAGUUUCGCAUCUCUGCAGAUAACACCGUCCGGGAGGCCAAGAACCAGUAUGUGUUACUGUACUUGGCCGCUCUCGUGGCCCAGUAUCGGAUGCGCUUCUCCUGUUUGGCAAACUUUCGCAAGAGUCACACCCAUUGCCGUAUAGAUCAACUCUGGGGAUGUCUAGCCAGACGAAUCGCCAACGAGAGCAAGUUGCUGAAUCCAGAUGACGUGUGCCACGUCUUGCUGUCAGAGCUACAGAAGGCAAGCAUGCGUGCUUGGCUCGGGCCCAACACAGAAGUGCUCGUCGAGCGACUUGUGUGUGUGAAAGAUUGGAGGAAUCACCUCCCCACCAUCGGUGUAGGCCUUGAAGGUGGGCUCUUGAAGGACUCCUCUUCCAACCACAUGUUUUUCUUCAUGCUGCGUCGAGGCUUGGAUGCAGCACUUUCAAUUAGCACUUUACAUGUUCCUGCAGACUGCUCUUGCUGCUUGGAGUCGUCUCUGUGUGUUUGUGCUUGGACAGAUCUUCCUUCUGCUCUGAUGACCUCUGUGACAGAGGGGUCUUUUCGUGGCCCUCGUGAUCCUUUGGAUGUCGUUGUCCUCUUGAAGAAGCACAUCUGCGAUCCCAUGCUUUCGCAGUCACCUCUGCUGGUUUUACCUCGGACAAAGGCCGACGGAUGGGAAAUUCUUCCUUCGACUAAGCGGGUGAACAAUCACUCAGCGAAGAAUCAGAAAGAGUGGCAAGAGCUGGCCCAGAAAGUCCUGAGCCAUUACAAUGAGCCUUAUCGCAGAGCUGUUGAUUACUUGGAGAAGCUGGCCAGAAACCAGUUCUGGCAUGAAGCCGUUCUUCGCGACAUGCCGUGGCACAUUCGGCCCCCGGCACCUCCGGUUCGUGCACAAGCAGGAAGGUUCCUGCACGAAGCUGUCGAAGCAGCUUUGGCCCCGGCACUUCCGCUGAAGGCCAUUUUCAGCAGACGAUGA